UGUUCUGUGUCUUUGCAUGGUAUGUGCGCGUUUCAGCGCGCAACUGGUAGGGCAGCUUCAUCGUUUCGUGUUUUGUAACCUGCUCUGUGACUACGAAUGUUCUCCGUUUGCACCUGUGAAUUAGAAUAUGGAUGAAGGAUAUUUUAUUGGAUUACUUAAUCAAGAUGAUAUAUCCUCAGAAUUCAUGUUUGAUGACUCAUCUCAAAAGAGCCUAUCAUAUCAAAUGAGAGAUGUUCGAUCGCAAUAUCUUGACUCGUGUUCGGUUCUUCAUGGAGAAGACAUCACAACAGAAUAUGUUAAUGUUGUUGUAUUUGAAAAUGAGUUGCCAAGUCUUGAAGCUGACCUGUUACAUCCAGAAAUAAAGAAAACGAUUCACUUUUUACAAAGUAAAAAUUGUCGCAAAGAAUUGAAAGAUGCUAUGCUCGAUCUAUUGCCAACAUCAGAUUCUACUACUUCCGAUAAACUGUUAGAUUAUCACGAGAAGUCUAACUAUAAGACUAUUUGUGAUAGGUUACAAACCCCAGAGUGUAAGAUUGAGCAAUUGAGACCUUCUAAGCACAAUGAAGGUCACAAGCAGUAUUUUAAUUCCACUGUUGAAAGGCAACAACGACCACAUUCUCCUGAAAAUAUUUCUACACCCAAUAAAGUUGUUAAAAAUUUGAUACGGAACAAAAUGAAACAACUGCAUAAUGAUCGUAACUAUCAAACUCCUUUCAAAACGCAGCAAAAUGAAGAUGGGGACAUUGUAUUGGGUGUCAAUUUUACUAAGUCAGUUGAUUAUCUUCAAAAAAUAAAACAUUCAUAUGAGCGUGAUGUGACAAGAUCUUUGUUGAAAUUUGGAAAGAAACAUCAUCGUCAUGAUGCUAUGUUAGAAAUUGUUAAUGAGAAAAUUAAAAAGUGGACCUCAGGGACAGCAAAGAAUAAAAAAUUUGGUAAAGAAUUGCAUGGGAAAAAUCCUAAAUGUGUGAGGCAGAUUGCAAGUAAUAAAGUUAAUAAUAAAUGCCAGUCAUCUAAGAAAACAUAUACUCGUGGUAAGACAACACUCCAUUCUGAAAAAUAUGCUCUUCCUAAUAAGUCCCCAACUACUCUAAGCGAGGGAUGUAUUUUAGAGAAACAUGUCAGCUCUUGUACAAAGAAGAAAAAUGAGGAGAAAGAUCAAGAAAUAGAUCACCAAAGUCAUUUUAAAUUGAAUUCGCAGAUGCACACAACUCAAAGUAUCUCAAAUACAUGCCUUGAUACGGCUGUAGCAAAAAAUAAUAAAGAAGGUCCGAAAUUGUUGACUGAUACAGCAAAAUCAGAAGUCAAUUCUGCUAGAAAUCUGAAAUCAUGGCUGAAUUCAAGUGGUGAACAAUCAAUGUCAGAUAUUACUAAGCAAUGUGGGAUGCCCAUAUGUGAAUACAGAAUCGUUGACUCUAAUCAGACUAAAGAAAAUCCCAACACCCCUUGUACCUACAAUAAUGGCAAACCAACUAUACCUAAAAAUCCUAAAAAUGAAUCAACUAUGCUACAACACCCGAUGGUAUGUGAGAGCUCUAAUUCUGAAAUUCCUAAUGCUGAUAAGAAUGGCAAAUCAUUGAAGGAGAAUAAAACUGAAACUUUCGAUUCUAUCGAUGCCUCAUGCUUGAAAAUCUCUGAUAAAGCUUCGAAAACGAACUUGUGUGAUAGUAAUACCUUUUCCAGUCCUUCAACUCAAUGCCAACUAUUGGAUAAAAAUGAAUGUGAUAUAGCGAAUCAACAACUCAAGGAGCAUUCUUAUUCUAAAAAGAGUGGAAUCCAGGCUCUAAGGUGUUUUUUAUCUAAUCAGAAAGAGACUAUUCAAACUAUUUCUAUGAACUCAACUAAAAUAUGUGAAGUCAAACUUGUCCACACACAUUUUCCAGUAACUUCUCCAUCCUCUCCAUUAAAAGAAAAUUUGAUUUCUGUUCCGAGGUUCUCGAAAUCCAACGGAACGAAGAAAACACAAAAUAUUGGGGAAACGAGAGUUUCUCUUGGUCUUAAAACAAAUUUUAUUGGAGUUGUAGAAAAAUACCAAACUCAAGAAAGAUUUAAUGGUUGUCUUAAUUUAAAUGAUUUUGUGGUUGUAGAUUCAAAAGAUAAUAACUCGAAAGUGAAAAUUGAUAAAUACGAAAAAGGUGGAGGUAUUAUAACUAAUAUGAGUGAAGAACAUCCAUUUGAAGAGCAGAAAAAGGAUAAUGAUUCAAUCAAUGUGGAUGAUAACUGUGAAGAACAUCCACUAGAAGAGCUUGAAAUUGAUAAUGAUUCAAUCAAUGUUGAUGAAUACAGUGAAGAACAUCCACUAGAAGAGCUUAAAAAUGAUACUGGCUCAAUCGAUAUACACGAUACCACAAUUAAAUGUGCCCGUUUUUUGAGAGAUGAUCUAAAUAAGGUAUCUAAAAAAACGGAUUGCAAUUCGAAAGAUGUUGGAGACAGUUUAUUAUCCAAAUUAUCAAGCAAUGCGAAAAAGAAAUGUCUUGCUUCCGUGCCAAUGAAACAAGAAAAUAGUGAUUUUACAAUAAAACAAUAUUACACUGUGAAUGACCCUAUUUUGCCAUCUUUGGCUAACGAGGAAGACAACGGUGAAGAAAAUUCAAAUCAUACAAUUGACCCAGUUGAUUGUGAUAACGAAAAGUCUGAAAAACAAAACCCCGAUGGGACAAUGUCACAUGAUAAAAUGGGUUAUGAUAAUGGUGAGUGUUCGCUAUUCGCAGACGGUUGCAUUGGUGAUGAAAUCCAAAGUGAUCAUGACGAUAUCGCUGAGCCGUAUGACCCCAAUGCAGGAGGAGUUUCUAAAGAUGAUCUUCAGUUUCAAAUCAAUCAAAAAUGGAUAAGUGAACAAAAUGCUGUAGUUGAUCGUUUAUUGGAGGAGCUCGAAAAUGACUUAAUUGCAAAUUGUAAUAACAGAGGCCAGGAAAAUCCUGCUAUUGAUUCAAAUUGUGUCAUAAAAGAUUGUUCAGUUGUGUUAUCUGAUAUAUUUCGAAAAACAAGCAGUUUUUCACGCUCUAGUGAAACAAUUACUGUUAAACUAGGUGAAGAUAUGUUUUUGCCUACAAUACCUGGCAAUCGUGUGGAGAAAGAAAUUUCUACGGACAUACCUGAGAAUUGUGAAACGAUUUUACAAGAAAACAAUUCUUUGGAUCCUCGCAAACAGGAAGAGAGUCCUGAAACAAAUGAGACUACUCCAAGCAGCGACGAUGAAAUUACAGAUCCAGUGUUUCAGAGUACCAACACAAGUAAUGAUGCUGCAGGAAAAAGUGAAAGAUCAGUCACAAAACGGAUCUUGACAGAGUGGUUCGAAAGUCAAAAUAAGCGAGUUGAUGAACUUUUAAAUAUGCUAGAAAUAACGUUUACUGCAAUUCCAGAAAAGACCGAAAACCCCAGAAUCAAACAAGAAGUUGUCUCAGAUUCAGAGGAAAAUUCGUCACCAGUAGAUAAUGAUAUGAAAAUCAAUAUCGACAACUCAAAUGCAUUAGAGUGGCUCAAUCAACAAAAUAGUUAUAUUGAUGCGCUUCUAGAUGGAGUUUCAAGUAGUGAAAGUGACAAAAAUGUAGAUUCCAAUAUUACAUUCAAUAGUGAGGGAACCAAUAAAAUAGAUGACAUAGAUGCUGGGAAUGGAAUGUCUAGUGGGUACUUACACAACCUAGUCGAAACUGCAUUCUGUCAAAAUACUUCUGAAUCGAGCAUAGAUAAAACUGUGAGUGAUAAUACAGAUGACACCCAGGCUAAUUUACAAGCAAACCCUGGUGAUCAAAUUUUACAGGCUGCCAUGAAGAGAGUAGAGCGUACAGAACGUUUAUUCGUCGAUCUUGCAACAACACACACCAAGGAAUACGGAAGGGGAAAAUAUGGACAUAAUGCAAGAAAAUUGGCCAAAUCUAGUGCAAAAAACAAGGCAACACACGAUGAAGUGAAAUAUGAUGGUAUGCAAGUUAACAAAGAUGCUCAUCUUGCCUGUGGAGAAAUAAAUAGUGGUAAUCCAGCAGGCAGUGUAGUUAGUGCUACUUUUUCAACUGGCAACACUACAAAACAAGUAAACAUGAAAAAGGUAGACAUGAGCAAGGAUUGUACUUCCGAUACAUCAAAAUCUUGCACAAAUAAGAAUACGAAGCAACAGGAUAAUAUAGCAGACCACAUGAACAAAAUUUCCACUGGUAGCGAAUCAACGCUGCAGCAAACUGAGAAUAUAGGUCUUGGCAGCGAUGCUUGUGAAUUUGCAUCAGAAAAGCCGUCAUCUUUUAAUAAAUCAGGCAAUAAAAUUACCAGUAAUUCGAAGAAACUGGAGGGGACUUCAAAUUCAUCCGAGCAAUGUGUUGAUUCAUGCAAAGCAUUGCCAGCAGAAGAAAUUCCUAUUUCAUCUCAGAAAAAAGGCAUUCGCGAAUCGGAUGCUGCAUGUACACUUGCAUCUGAAUCGAAAGCAAAGUCUGUGAAACGAAAAAAAUAUUUCCCCGAAAGAGUUCGAUUGCCUGAAAAACGAAUAUUGCAAAUCGCUAAACUGACAAAUAAAGGCGAACCCAAAUUAAAAACUUUAACUGAAUUAAUUAAUGGUGGAAAGACCACAAAAAGCACAGAAAAGUCUUCAGAUAAAAAUUGGAAAAAAUUUAUGACUCCAAGAAGAUGGAGUGCACGAAAACGGAAAGCUGUCGAAUACACAGAUUAUAUAUGCCCUCCAAUUUCCGUUAGUUGCGAAAAUUUGGAGUCUCGUCAUUGCGAUCACAGUCCUAAAACUCAUGACAGUCCUGAAAUUUUUGAUGGAAAAGUUCGAAAAGUCCAUCAAAAUUCUCAUCAUGAAAGGACGGAAUUUUUCUAUGUUGAUGAAAAUGUGGACAAUGGUGAUCUUUCUCUUUCAGUAAGUUCUGUGAAAGGAUUUUUCAUUACAGAUAACAGUGAUCGCGAUUGCGCUCGUUGUAAAGUUUUUGUUAAAAUUUCCGAAUGAUUUUUGAAAAUUAUAUUUAACACUAGGUAUACAUUGUUUUGCAAAUAUGUUCUUCCUAUUACUAUGGUUGUUAUUGAAAAAAUGGCAAACUUAUGACAAUGAUCACGUUGCGUUAGAUGUGAAUAUUUGUUAAAAUAUGUAAAUAUUCCCUGAAAAUUAUAUUUACCACUCAGUGUACAUUGUUUUGCAAAUUUGUUGUUAUUGUUAUUGUAGUUAAAAAAAUGUGAUCACGAUUUCGUUAGGUUUUGGUUAAAAUUACAGAAUGAUCCCAGAAAAUCAUAGUUAACACUGAGUGUACAUUGUUUUCCAAAUAUGUUGUUAUUAUGUUGUUGAAAAAAUGGCAAACUUAUGACAUUGAUCACGAUUGCGUUAGGUGUGAAGUUUUUGUUAAAAUCACUGAAUAAUCCCUGAAAAUUAUAUUGACCACUAAGUGUACAUUGUUUUUGAAUAUGUUGUUCUUCUUGUUGUUCCAUGAAAAAAAAUCGCAAAUUUUUGGACCAGUUGAUCGUAAGUCUCUGGAAUCCAAUUAUUACUUAUAUUUUUGCACUUCCAAUUCAAAAUUUCAAAUUGAUUCGUAAUUUCUAUAAUCAGAUUUCGGGGCUCCCGAAGUAUGCGAACCAAGAUGGCGAACAUCGGAAUGUAAUAUCUGUACUAGGUUAGGGUUAGGCCAUAAUUUUAGGUAUAAAUACUACGGGAGGCUCUUGGCUAG
Messenger RNA from Styela clava, 5639 nucleotides. RefSeq lists its product as uncharacterized. The record is from RefSeq and is a predicted model, not a curated record. Lineage: Eukaryota; Metazoa; Chordata; Ascidiacea; Stolidobranchia; Styelidae.